AUGACCGACGCCAUCAGCGACGAUGUCCACCGGAGGCCCUCGCCUUUGCCUCCCGCCCCCAUGGACGACUACGCCUUCCCCGAGCUUCGCCUGAAGCGCACAAUGGAUGACCCCGAAAAGACCCCCUUACUGCUGGUGGCUUGUGGCUCCUUCUCGCCCAUCACCUACUUGCACCUUCGCAUGUUCGAGAUGGCGGCCGAUUACGUCAAAUUUAGCACGGACUUCGAACUGGUCGGGGGUUACCUAUCCCCCGUGUCGGACGCCUAUCGCAAAGCUGGUUUGGCUAGCGCUGAACACCGUGUCGCUAUGUGCCAGCUCGCUGUGGAUCAAACAUCUGACUGGCUGAUGGUUGAUACCUGGGAACCGAUGCAGAAAGAGUACCAACCAACCGCCGUUGUGCUGGACCAUUUCGAUCACGAGAUCAACACUGUACGACAGGGCAUCGAGGCCGGCAAUGGUUCUCGCAAGCCCAUCCAGAUUGCUCUGCUGGCAGGUGCUGAUCUGGUCCACACCAUGUCAACCCCCGGCGUCUGGAGCGAAAAGGAUCUCGAUCACAUUCUUGGAAAAUACGGUACCUUUAUCGUGGAACGCAGCGGAACCGAUAUCGACGAAGCGCUCGCAGCCUUGCAGACUUGGAAGAAAAAUAUCCAUGUCAUUCAGCAACUGAUUCAAAAUGACGUCAGCAGCACCAAGAUCCGUCUUUUCUUGAGGCGUGACAUGAGCGUCCGCUACCUGAUACCCGUCCCGGUCAUCCAUUACAUUGAACAACACAGCCUCUACAAGGAUGAUGGCACAACUGCCACUGACAAGGGCAAGGGCCGACAAGAGCCCGCAUCAUCGGGUUGA
Messenger RNA from Aspergillus sclerotioniger CBS 115572, 846 nucleotides. RefSeq names its product nicotinamide/nicotinic acid mononucleotide adenylyltransferase. Gene Ontology annotation, molecular function: nicotinate-nucleotide adenylyltransferase activity; nicotinamide-nucleotide adenylyltransferase activity. Lineage: Eukaryota; Fungi; Ascomycota; Eurotiomycetes; Eurotiales; Aspergillaceae. The transcript has 3 exons. Gene Ontology annotation, biological process: NAD+ biosynthetic process. The record is from RefSeq and is a predicted model, not a curated record. Bases 1 to 846 code for a protein of 281 amino acids.